This is a messenger RNA of Cuscuta epithymum, 901 nucleotides long. Lineage: Eukaryota; Viridiplantae; Streptophyta; Magnoliopsida; Solanales; Convolvulaceae. The record is from the annotation of a GenBank genome assembly.
UCCCGCGCUGCCUCCCCGCCACCUCCGGCCGCCUGUUUCUCGACGGCUGUUUCAUCCGCUACGACCGCUACAACUUCCUCAGCGAGAGCACCGAUUCGCGCCUGGACACAGCCAACUGCAGUAGCGCCUCGCGCGGCACGGCGGUUUUCGAGGCGGAGGCCAGGAGAUUGAUUGACGGCGUGGCGAGUGACGCGGUGGCGCGUGGAGGAUACGCGACGGGGAAGCAGAACGGGGUGUACGGAUUGGCGCAGUGCUGGAAAACGGUGAGCGGAGAAGGGUGCAGGGAUUGCUUGGAGAAGGCGAGGAGAGAGGUGAAGGGUUGUUUGCCGAGCACGGAUGGGAGGGCGCUGAACGCCGGCUGCUACCUGAGGUAUUCCGCUGUCAACUUCAUCAGCAAUCGGAAUGAGGACGACGGCAGUAAUUCCGGUGCAACAAACGUCUGAGUUUAUAUUGGAUGAUGAAAUUCUUAAGAGAGUCGAUUCACACAUGUUGAUGUUAAUUGUUAAGGUUGCUAUUGCAGAUAGCUCAGAUCAUUUUUAUGUAAUAUUGACGUCAACGGGGUUACGGGGCUGCUGCAUGAAGAUGAAUUACCUCAUGCUUUGCAAUAUACAGACUAUGGAGUAUAUGAUCCUGAAAAGAUUAAAGAAAUGUUGUAUAUAUCAAGAAAACAAAGAUGGGUGGAUCAUUCCCAGUCAUCACGUGUGGAAAGUGAAAAGAUGAGACGCAAGCUACUUGUUUUAACUAUUUUAGUAGAUUAGAUGAAUAGAUGAUGUAGUUGAUGAUUAAAUACUUUUUGUAUCAUUGAUUUAGAACCAAAAGUUAAAUAAUUAUAUGCAAAUAAGAUUUUAUCCUAUUAUUAUCAUAUUAUGCAUUUGUAUAUCAUCUCUUGUGUACGUAUUAU